GGGAAUUCAAGGCGGGGUGAGGUGAGGCGGGGGCGGGAGUCAGUGGAGGUCGUCUGGUGCAUCUCCUCAUUGGUUCUUCGUACAUAAUAUAUCUUCGUACAUAAUAUAUCUUUCUGUCCCUCUCGCAGCUCUCGCUGCCUCUAUUCGCUGCGCUAUUCAUCGGCCCCAACGUUCGUAGGAAGAGUAAAACGCAGAAGCCAGCCAGUUCAGAGCUUGUCAAUAAUUUCGUUCUCUCUCUCUCUCUCUCUCUCUCUCUCUCUCUCUCUCUCUCUCUCUCUUCUUGAUUCUUUAUACCCAUUUGUCAUUCCCUCUGUGUUUCUCUCUUUGAGCUGUUUGUUUGGUAAUCAAUCAAUCAAAGCAUCAUGGCAGAGGAGGAGGAGGUCACGGCUCUCGUCUGCGACAAUGGCUCUGGCAUGGUCAAGGCUGGAUUUGCCGGCGACGAUGCGCCCCGUGCUGUGUUUCCGAGCAUCGUGGGUCGCCCUCGACAUCAGGGCGUGAUGGUUGGAAUGGGCCAGAAGGACGCUUACGUCGGAGAUGAGGCGCAGUCUAAGCGAGGUAUCUUGACGCUUAAGUACCCUAUCGAGCACGGCAUCGUGACCAACUGGGACGACAUGGAGAAGGUAUGGCAUCACACCUUCUACAACGAGCUGCGUGUUGCGCCUGAAGAGCAUCCUGUGCUUCUCUCUGAGGCGCCUCUGAAUCCGAAAGCCAAUCGAGAGAAGAUGACGCAGAUCAUGUUCGAGAUCUUCAAUGUCCCGGCCAUGUACGUAGCUAUCCAGGCCGUUCUGUCGCUUUAUGCCAGUGGCCGCACGACAGGUAUUGUGCUGGAUUCCGGCGAUGGCGUGACGCACACGGUACCUAUUUAUGAGGGGUAUGCUCUGCCUCAUGCGAUCUUGCGCCUGGACUUGGCCGGUCGCGACUUGACGGACUAUCUCAUGAAGAUCUUGAUGGAGAGAGGGCACUCUUUCACGACGACCGCGGAGCGGGAAAUUGUGCGAGACAUCAAGGAGAAGCUGGCGUACGUAGCUCUGGACUUUGAGCAAGAGUCGGCCACCAGCUCUUCUAGUUCAUCCCUUGACAAGACGUACGAAUUGCCAGAUGGCCAGGUGAUUACCAUCGGCAGUGAGAGGUUCCGUUGUCCGGAAGUGAUGUUCAAUCCUGCUCUGAUAGGUAUGGAAUCCGCUGGCAUUCACGAGACGACGUACAAUUCCAUCAUGAAGUGCGAUGUCGAUAUCCGAAAGGAGUUGUACGGCAAUGUCGUUCUCAGUGGCGGAUCUACUAUGUUCCCAGGAAUUGCCGACCGCAUGAGCAAGGAGAUCACCUCGCUUGCUCCUACCACGAUGAAGAUCAAGGUCGUCGCACCCCCAGAGCGCAAGUAUAGUGUCUGGAUCGGAGGAUCCAUCCUCGCAUCGCUGAGCACAUUCCAACAAAUGUGGAUUGCAAAGAGCGAGUACGACGAAACUGGUCCGUCGAUCGUGCACAGGAAGUGCUUCUGAGAUUCGAGCAUAAUAUGAUCGUUGCGCUCGUCACGGUGACGGUAGUAUGACUCUGAUCUGGUUGAUCAGAUUCACGACGGCAGUUUCUCUUUAUCCCUCUCGCUCUGACCGACGCACGGUGAUGUUGAUCGUUCGAGCUUGGCGAUCCUUUCUCUGGUCUAGUAUUUCUUUCAAGGUCACCGUGAAGAUUUGAUGAUAUAAUGGGGAACGGCCCACUCUGGAGGCCACUUUUUUUUAGACUAAAUUUGGAAAUUUGGGUUGUUUGACUGAAUUCAUUCAUGUUCAUUGCGCAAUCGUUUUGUUGAUUUGUUUUAUUGGCUAUGGGUUCGAAAGUUUUCGACUCGAUUUGAGAGCGGAAAUGAUAAGCAUGCGAGUAUUUUUGAGAGCAGCACUCGACUGCAGCAAUCGUCGAGAGAGUAUUCCUGAAGAAGAGGAGUAUAGGCCAGAGUUUGCCAGUUGACUCGUUGUUUACGGUGCCGCCUCCCGUCCUCUUGUUCCGUUUUUUUCUCGUACGGAUAGAAUUGUAGCUCCUGUUCUCGCUUCUUAUUAACUUUCGUUAAUAUGCGUGAUUGAAGACUCGAAGCGCAGUCGCCGGGCACCGUACUCUCCUCUUGGCAUCGUUGUCUUCUCUUCGCAUGUCGGCGGUGGAUUUGAUCUUAGGGUGCUUGAUUUGCCAUUGACGAUCGAGCAGCACCCGACUUAUGGACAGUCUUGAAAAAGAGGUGGACUACGCCGUCUUUUCGCUUUAUGUCGGUGGUUCGAGCCCUCUGGUUCUGCACUGCUGGUAUAUAUGAUACGUAGCGUUCGCCACCAAGAAGGAAAUCCUCCUCUGAGACUUAGUUUGAGUUUGAGUGAGGAUCUUGCUGCUGUUGCUCUUCCUUUUCGUCGAUGGGAUGUUCGCGAGUAGACCGAGACUAUGCUAAGUUGAGUAUUCAUUGACUGAAUAAAUGUCUCGAAAUUGU
Chara braunii is the source of this 2458-nucleotide messenger RNA. The record is from the annotation of a GenBank genome assembly. NCBI's taxonomy places the organism in Eukaryota, Viridiplantae, Streptophyta, Charophyceae, Charales, Characeae.